AUGGAUUAAACUGUUGUUGAUUAAUUGUCUUUAGAUGCCAUACCUUACUAUUAAGAAUAAUUAUAUGGAGCACUCUCUCUAGUAUUGGAACUCUAAAAUAGAAUCGAAGCUGAGAAUGAGAUAACAGAAAAUAUUGUCGUUAAAAUAUAGGAUGACAAUAAAAAUGAAAUCUAUCAACAUGUUCUGGAUUUUGAUGAAAAACAAAUAGAUGAUGUGAUAUAAGAAAUGAAUGAUAAAUGCUUGUCGCAAUUGGAAGAGAUCGAUUAAGAGACAUGCAAAUAAGAUGAGCAAAUAUUCACUAUGAAUUAGAGAAUCGAUGAAUUGGAAGACAUUAUUUGCCAAUGCAUGAAACAAACUAACAAAGAUCAAGUGAUAUUAAAUGAUUUGACCAAUUUGAUCAAGGAUAAACAAUUACUUUUGCAAGACAUCAAUUUUGAGAUCAAAGAAUAAGAAUAAAUCAAUAAACAAAAUUAACAAUUUAUGAAAAGAAGAAUGAAAUAAGAGAAAUAAAAACAAUAAGAACUCGAUGAAAAGAUGCUUUUGAAAUAAAAGAAAUAGGAGCAGAAAUAAUUAUUGAAAGAGAAAACAGCAAAGAACGAGGAACUACUAAUACAAUAAAUGUUAGAGGAAAAAUAAAGACUUCAAUAUGAAAUAGAUGAAUUAAUCAAUGGCCAAGAAUAGAAAGUGUAAUAAUUACUGAGUCAAAUGGAAACCACAGUCAUGGAAGAAGAUGAGAAAUCUAUAGUUGCAUCUGCUGUAUUGAGGGAAAGCGUGGACAAAUCUCAUUAUGAAAGAAGGGAAAUUAAAGAGUAGCCAAAAACCAGAGCCUGUUGUGGAGAGUGUUAAAUAUUCUGA
Messenger RNA from Paramecium tetraurelia, 855 nucleotides. RefSeq lists its product as uncharacterized. The transcript is spliced from 2 exons. Lineage: Eukaryota; Ciliophora; Oligohymenophorea; Peniculida; Parameciidae. The record is from RefSeq and is a predicted model, not a curated record.